Messenger RNA from Salvelinus sp. IW2-2015, 2023 nucleotides. RefSeq names its product voltage-dependent calcium channel subunit alpha-2/delta-2-like. Gene Ontology annotation, cellular component: voltage-gated calcium channel complex. Gene Ontology annotation, molecular function: voltage-gated calcium channel activity. The record is from RefSeq and is a predicted model, not a curated record. NCBI's taxonomy places the organism in Eukaryota, Metazoa, Chordata, Actinopteri, Salmoniformes, Salmonidae.
CCAGCUGUCGAUCYUCUCCUGCAAAGCUGGCCAGCUCUUACUUCAUACURCAGGUCCCUUGGGGAGAUCUGUCCUGUGACACUGAAGAGUAUUUUUGAGUUUGAAGAAAAAACGGAAGCUGCUGAGAUUUCUCUGUGCUUUUUCCACAACGUGGGGGGUGUUUUGACCAACUCAUAAAAAGCUGGAGGAAACAACYCUCUGCAUCACAGAUGUUUACGAGGAAGUCCAAAAUUUAAAAAUGAAGAUGCUUCAGCGGAAACAGGACAGCUUUUUUGGAUACCAGACCAAGCAGCUGAUGGACAAACAAUUGUCAGUGCAAAGGUCCACACAGCAACAGGACUUUGAAGUUCUAUGACACUGUCAUUACAUACGUUGACAAGUGGUUUGAUUUCUCACCAGAAAAUGUAACGUUGAAACUGAAACCGAUCGACCUCUAUGAGGAGCUCUCCUUCACUGACCUGGAGCAGGUGGUGGUUGCCCUCAAAAUGACAGAGACAGUCAGUAUGGACCAACUCUAUGAAGAGUUUUGUGCUAGCCGGGAGGAAAUACAGAAAGKCAGACAGGAUACCACAAAAUCCACCAGUGAGAAGUGGGUGGCAGUUUUCCAAAACCUAGGGAAAGCCAACUUGAUCAACAUGUUCAGGAUUGUCUCAUUUGUCCUCAGUGUGCCAGGCUCAAUGCCUUUGUAGAGAGGAUUUUCUCCUUGAUGACCAUUAAAUGGUCAGACUCAAGAAACGGAUGCAGCACAGAGCUGAUCAAAAGUGAACUUCAAAUAUCUGUGAACUGUGACUUGUCAUGUAAGGACUUCUCUCUGGCAAUGCAAAAGGACAAAGAACUGCUUGAAACAGUCAAGAGCAGCAAAAAAUAUCCAUGUAAAAAGUAGACUUGAUCUACAAUGAGAAAAGAAGGCAGUUCAGCCUGGUAAAGAAUUCUCCUUAUGAGAUGGUGGAGAAGGUAGCUUUAGACAUCGWGAAGCUACUGGCCAAGAAACGCAAAGCACUUGAUAAGACCAAUGUCCCGCGAGCUCACUGCAAUAAAAUUAUCAUGCUGUUCACUGAUGGAGGAGAGYAUCGAGCUCAGGACAUCUUUGAGCAGUACAACUGGCCCAACAAAACGGUGCGGGUCUUUACAUUCUCUGUGGGGCAGCACAACUAUGAUGUCACACCCUUGCAAUGGAUAGCGUGUGCCAAUAAAGGUUUCUAUUUUGAGAUCCGCUCCAUCUGUGCCAUAAUCAUUAACACCCAGGAGUACCUGGAUGUGCUGGGCCGCCCCAUGGUCCUGGCAGGCAGCCGUGCCAAGCAGGUUCAGUGGACCAAUGUCUAUCAGGAUGCCUUGGUGAGGUCACCUAGCUCAGAAKAUUCAGCUAUARCUAAUCUAUAGCCUGAAUGCCAYUCUGUUUGUGCUAUCAUGCCAACUUCAUUGCAGUCAGUCGCUGUUUGGUAUGACAUUGAGUGACAAGGAGUUGGCAUGACAGCACAAACAGACUGGCACUCAUGCUAAUUCAUCUACAUUGGACUUAAAGGGCGACUGCAUGUCCUGCUUUGGCCAAAUUCUUGUCGUCAGGUUUGCUUGAUUAUGAGCUAGCUAGCUAAUGUUAGCUAGCAGGGAUAAAACCUUUCUUCAGGUUCAACGAUAGCUAUGCAAWUCUAUCUCUGACAUUACCAAUAAGCAAGAGGCUAUGUAUUUAGCUAGUUACACCACAGUAUCACAGCCUAGUAUCAUAGCGGCAUAACCUACAAUGACAUGUAGCUGUUUGACGGUUGACAGCCCAAGAAGAAACUAGUCGGAUGUAAUCCAUAUCCUGGCCAUCUGCCCAAGAUUUCUGGAAGCCCAUUUUCUCUAGAGCAGCUACUAACCACACGUCUUGUCUGGGGAUGAGGUUCCAGUGGGCGAGUUCGUUUUGCGCAGUGGUGGAAAAAGUAGGCUACCCAAUUUUUUAUACAUGAGUAAACGUAAAGAUACCUUGAUAGAAAAUGACUCAAGUAAAAGUGAAAGUCACCCAGCAAAAUACUACUUGAGUAAA